AUGAACUCAAUGCAUGGGAGUGUCAUAUCAACUUUGGCAGACUUGGUGAAACAGGGCAGGUUCCAAAUUCAAAAGGCCUAUGUCCAGUUAAUGCCUCAGCAUCCCAAAGUUAGCUGGAAAAGCAUUCAUCUACACACACAGAUUCAUCUACGGUUCAAAUUUUACAUAUGGCUGGCCAUUCAUCAGAGAAUAGCAACUGUGGACACACUUCUCAAGUUUGGGAUUCAAGUACCACCUGAUUGUGUAUUCUGUGCAGGUACUAUGGAAACAUUGGACCAUUUGUACUUUGAAUGCCCACACACUAGAUUAUUAUGGGAUAGAAUACUGAAAUGGCCGGGAACUACAAGAAUAAUUGAAAGUUGGCAGGAUGAGAUAGCAUGGAUCAACAGUAUAGCCAAAGGGAAGAAUGGAAAAGCAGAAAUCACUACAGCAGCAUUUGCUAUGGUAGUAUACUGUAUUUGGCGAGAAAGAAACUCCAUCAGAUUUCAAAAGCGUCGCUACAUGGUGGAUGAGACAUGCAAGGAGAUAGCUCUACAUAUGCACAUACAGGGGAGAUCAAAGAUCAAAUGGCAACAAGCUUUACAAAAUGUAAAUAGUUAUCCUUAG
Messenger RNA from Nicotiana attenuata, 606 nucleotides. RefSeq lists its product as uncharacterized. The coding region runs from base 1 to 606 and encodes 201 amino acids. The record is from RefSeq and is a predicted model, not a curated record. NCBI's taxonomy places the organism in Eukaryota, Viridiplantae, Streptophyta, Magnoliopsida, Solanales, Solanaceae. The transcript has a single exon.